Monopterus albus (swamp eel) is the source of this 1675-nucleotide messenger RNA. Its product is annotated as protocadherin Fat 3-like. The record is from RefSeq and is a predicted model, not a curated record. Lineage: Eukaryota; Metazoa; Chordata; Actinopteri; Synbranchiformes; Synbranchidae. The coding region runs from base 52 to 351 and encodes 99 amino acids. The transcript is spliced from 3 exons.
CUGUUCUGGAAUCUGGCCCUCCUGACGAGCUGACCUCUGCCCAUAGGUAAGAUGGUUGACAUGGGAGAAGAAGUCACCUGUUUCUCAGGGAGCAACAAAGGCAGCAACUCAGAGGUCCAGUCACUGAGCUCCUUUCAGUCUGACUCCUGUGAUGACAAUGCCUCCAUAGUGACGGUCAUUCGACUGGUUAAUGAUGCAGUCGACACAAUCGAAAGUGAAGUGUCAGUCAUGGACCAAGGUCAUACCUACAACAGAGGUGACUACCACCACUCCUCCCCUACCUGUUCAUUUACCUCUUUAUCUUCUGCAGUGGGUAGACAAAAUAGCAAUCACCCAAUAAAAAUGACUUGAAUUGUGCAGUAACAAAAAUGCAAUGUGUCAUUUUGAGUAUGUGUCAUUUGGCAGCAUUUUACAACUUUGGGCUUCUCUGGAGCUCAUGCAGUUUUUCUGCAUGACUUUGUAUUCAAACUAUAAGUGCUAAUUGGCAGGCAUGCUUUAUAGCUAAUAAGUGAUGCUAAUUAGCAUUCAAUGUAAUAUGGCCUAUCAAAUUGAUAAGAUUAGUUUUGAGUUAUAUUCCCAGACUACACUGCUUCUUCAAUCAUCACUCGCACUAACCUGCUUAAUGUUCCCACUACAAACUCCCAACUUUUUUUUUGGCCACAAAAGAUCAAACAGACCAGCUAAGCAAAGAAAGUGUAGAGGAGAAAAGAGCUGGCUCCAAGUGAAUGAGCACUAGAUACAGUGUCUGUUAUUGUGACCAGAACAUAAUGCGUGUGUCCAAUGGGCAUACAGCUUAAUGGCCUCAUCACAGUAGCAUUUAAAACUGUGAGAUUUUGAGACAAAUCGGUUUAUUUCUGUGGAAUCACAGCACUCUCAGAUCUUCUCACAGGGGUGAAAUAAAUCAGGUCAAAUCUUUUGCAUUUAGCUAAAAUUUGGUGAACUUUGACAAGUAAAUUCCUUCUGUUCAUCAGCACCAAACUGUAUCAUUUGUUGACAUUUAAUGACUAGCAACUGAGUUAGUUAGCUUGUGAACUAGCAGUUAGCUGCCAGCUAUCUUGCAGGGAUGCUGUGACUAGAACUGGAAUGUAAGUUAGUGUGUCAGCUACAGUAGUUCAACUAGCCUCUGGAAUAGUCAUUAAGUCACAGUUUUCAUUACUAUCUUCAUGAGACGGUUUCUGGUGUGAUUAGGUUUCUAUAUCAAAGGUAUUAAAAGGCAUGUUUUUGACCACUAGUAUGAGCAUGGAGCUAGUUUUUUUGAGUGGGUCCAUGUUUUUGCUCUUGUACAAAUACAUGUGGGUGAGGUGAUACAAAGUUUUGUCAGUGGUUUCACUCCAAUCCAUUAGUCUACUGGUGAGAGUAAUGAAUCAAAAAAUGUAAUAAUGCACCAGCAGAAGGCUGCAAGCAACUAGACAUAGGUGUAAAAAAUGAGAAAGGAAAAUCAGACCAUGGAGUCAUACAGUGAGCUUUGGUGUAUCACAAGGAAUGUAAACAACUUUAGAAAACUCCACACAGCAGCUUAAUUCCUAAAGCUACCACUUUUCUCAUCCUUCUGUAGGGAAGCCAGUUAGCAUAAAAUUAGCUGCACUUUCUGUGCAAUAGUCGGAGCUCUGAAUCUAUAGCCAACAUCUAACCUCCAUCUUGCUCCACCAUCAAAACACCAUCUACAAGCAGAUGG